AAGCGCAGAGUGAAGGGGAGGUGCCAGCCCGCGAUUCCCGCCCGAGCUCUGGACUUGAGUUUCCUCACCACCAAAAUGAAUCUCAGCGCAAAGGCAACUGGUCGGUCUGCAGCCAGCGCCACGGGCCGACCUCACACGAGCAUCAGCUGGACCAAGCGGAGUGAUGCCAUCUGUAAUUUUGUUAUCUGCAAUGACUCUUCCCUUCGAGGGCAGCCCAUUAUCUUCAAUCCUGACUUUUUUGUGGAGAAACUCCGACAUGAGAACCCUGAAGUGUUCACCGAGUUGGUGGUCAGCAAUAUCACAAGGCUCAUUGACUUACCUGGAACAGAGUUGGCUCAGCUGAUGGGGGAAGUGGACCUUAAGUUGCCUGGCGGGGCUGGCCCAGCAGCGGGAUUCUUCCGGUCUCUAAUGUCUCUCAAGCGAAAGGAAAAAGGAGUGGUGUUUGGAUCCCCAUUGACAGAGGAAGGCAUUGCCCAGAUAUACCAACUGAUUGAGUAUCUACACAAAAACUUGAGAGUAGAGGGUUUGUUUAGAGUACCAGGGAAUAGUGUCCGACAGCAGAUUUUAAGAGAUGCUCUCAAUAGUGGAACUGAUAUUGACUUGGAAUCGGGGGAGUUUCAUUCAAAUGAUGUCGCUACCUUGCUGAAGAUGUUUCUGGGAGAGUUACCUGAGCCCCUGCUAACUCAUAAACAUUUCCAUGCACACCUCAAAAUUGCUGAUUUGAUGCAGUUUGAUGAUAAAGGAAACAAGACCAAUGUACCUGAUAAGGAGCGGCAAAUUGAGGCUCUCCAGUUGCUCUUCCUCAUUCUCCCUCCACCCAAUCGUAACUUGCUGAAGUUAUUGCUUGAUCUCCUGUACCAGACAGCAAAGAAACAAGACAAGAAUAAGAUGUCUGCCUAUAACCUUGCCCUUAUGUUUGCACCCCAUGUCCUGUGGCCGAAAAAUGUCACUGCAAAUGACCUUCAAGAGAAUAUCACAAAGUUAAACAAUGGGAUGGCUUUUAUGAUUAAACACUCCCAGAAACUUUUUAAGGCUCCUGUUUAUAUUCGGGAAUGUGCCAGAUUGCACUAUUUGGGCUCCAGAACUCAAGCCUCAAAGGAUGAUCUUGAUCUGAUAGCUUCAUGUCCUACUAAGUCCUUCCAACUGGCAAAAUCUCAGAAGCAGAACUGGGUAGAUUCCUGCUCUCACCAGGAGGAGACCCAGCAGCGUACGGAAGAGGCAUUGAGAGAGUUGUUCCAACAUGUUCACAGUAUGCCAGAGUCAGCGAAGAAGAAACAGCUUAUUAGACAGUUUAAUAAGCAAUCUGUGACCCAAACACCAGGGCGAGAAUCUUCUACUCCUCGGGUACAGAAAAGAGCCCGUUCACGUUCCUUCAGUGGCCUUAUUAAGCGGAAGGUCCUGGGAAAUCAGAUGAUGUCAGAAAAGAAAAACAAGUACCCUACUCCGGAAUCUGUAGCCAUUGGUGAAUUGAAGAGAGCCAGCAAAGAAAAUAUGAACUUAUUACUUUCUGGCUCUCCAGCUGUCACGAUGACACCAACAAGAUUGAAAUGGUCUGAGGGGAAGAAAGAGGGGAAAAAAGGAUUCCUCUAAAGGAUCCAGAGUGCUCCUGUUGUCCACCUGGAAUUUUCUCUUUAGUGGGCCAGGCAUCAUUACUGCUUACAAAGAAGCUUGGACUAGCAGCUUGCUGCGUUUUGCAUCGUGAAAGUCAGCUAAUCCUAUGAUCUGACUGAUACCUCUAACCCCGCUCACUGGAUAAUGUCUGCAGACUCUGUCUCCUGAAUGGGUGCUGGCAUCUCUCUCUUUCUUUCUCUUUGAAAACAUUGUGGGGAAACCACUAACCAGCCAGCCAGCUCACACAGCACAGUAAAUGGGCAGAACCAGGUGGGCUCCAGUGCUCAUUCCAUCUAUUUGUUUAAGCAGAUAUUAUUUUUAAAAAUAUGAAAGCUGUGCUUAACUACCAGUUAUUAUUAUUAUUUUUUGUAAGUACUGUCAGUCUUGGCGGAUUGAUAUUUUUUUUUUUUAACUUGGGGCUUUUUUCUGUUUUGGUAGUAUGGGUGGUAUUUUGGUUGUUUCUUGUUUAUUUGUUUGUUUUUUUAAAGCCAUUUUUUGGAUAGGUCCUUUAAAUUGUGCCUAAGACAGAUGUCUUUCCCUUUUUUUUCACCUUAAGCUUUGGGAAAGCUCUUAAUCUCAUGAAGCCAUAUUCCUCAAUAACAUAUGUGUCCAAAGAACUUGCAGCUUUCCUGAAAAUACAAAAGUUAUUUCUUGGAUCUGAGAUUGCAGGGUAUUUGACCUGCGUUAUUGAAAAAGGAGAAUUCAGAGUGAUAGCAUCUUUUAACAAAUGUCAGUUAUUAAACUGUGUCCCUUCCUCCCUCCCUUCCCUCUCUUCCCCUUUCCUCAGUGCUGCCAAAGUACUUGUGUGGUUGCUGAGCUCGUCUUCUUCAUUCAGUCUCCCCUCGCCUAAAACUUCUCUGGCAUCACUACUUCUGUGCCAAAUCACUGUGACUCGAGGACAGUCACCGAUGGCUCGAUAGAGAUUUGCUGAAAUAUCUGAAUGUAUUGGAAACUCGGGCUUUAUGUCCAGGGUGACUCCUCGUGGGUGGGAUUAUAGUGCAUCCUUCUAAGGGGUCAGGUGUGCAGGCUAGCCUGUCUCCUGAGAGCAAACUGGAGUCCCAGGGAGGAAGUGGGCAUCACUCUCGGCAGGGCUGAGAGGAUUUGAAAGAGCACGUUCUCCUUUGGAAGCGGUUGGGGCUUAUCACCAGUGUUUGCGGAGGGUUGCCGCACCGCCCCUCUCCUUGUCAGGACGGGCACAGGAGUAGUUUGGAGGUGGGGCUGGGGCUUUGACUGGGUUGGGGAUGUUCGCGUGUGUUUGAGGGAAGCAGCGGCGUGGCUUCGGUCUGGUGUAACUACUCACUGCCUAGAGAGCGGCACGUGGCCGGCGAGAGCGUUUGGAGUGGGCCUGCUCUGUGAAGCUGUGUGGCGGCCCUCACCCUGUGCCGGAGCCGAGUCGGGCUCCGCGGGGGAGCAGCUGCCCAGCGAGGUGGGACUUGCUGACUGUCUUUAAACUCCUGAAAAAGCUGCGUUUCUGCUGAAAUGGAGGAUGCCGCUGGGGGAGCACGGUUUGGUUUGUUUUGUGUCCAGCUGUCAGUCCUCUCUUCCAUACUUCCUGUUUCGUUGGCUGCUGUAACAGCAGUGUGAAGAGAAGGAUGAAAUUCGGCCUUCCAGCUCGAUGGAUUGUGAACCGUAGAUGGUGAGGAGUGUAAGCCUGCUUAGAAGCCCCUUUCUCUAGAACAUUUUUAUGUCAUUCUUAAAAAUACUUGUUAGCAAAUUUAUUUGUGUAGGUUUCUCUUUGGCUUUUCCUUAUUGAGAAAAUAAGCACCAGCUACCAGGGAGUGCAGAGCCUGCUUUAAUAUGACCAGACUGAACUAGAGUUCUCCCUUAACCCGCUACUUCCUUUCUUUAUCAAAGUGGUUCAUCCCAGAAUGGCGUGGCGUCAGGUGGGAAGAGCAGAGCAGUGACCUGGUCCCUUCCUGUCAUCAGGUGUGCUCUGGGGUUCUAUGAGGGAGGUAGCUGAGAUUGAGGAGACGUUCUUUGGUCGAAUGGCAUUGGUAUCCCAGGGUAGUGCGCCGGAGCCAGAGCGGUGUGAGAGAUGCUUGCCACACACGUGCUUGUAUAGCUCGCUGCCUUGGGCACUUCAUGUGUGAAUUUCGGUAUGUGUGUUUCAUUUAAGUUAUUUAUUAAAAAUACUUUCCCUUGCUUAAAGGGUGUGAUAGGUCAUUUUUAAAUAGAAGCUGUGAUCCA
Ailuropoda melanoleuca (giant panda) is the source of this 3798-nucleotide messenger RNA. It is a transcript of the gene ARHGAP19, whose product is annotated as Rho GTPase activating protein 19. Bases 76 to 1590 code for a protein of 504 amino acids. Gene Ontology annotation, biological process: signal transduction; regulation of small GTPase mediated signal transduction. Gene Ontology annotation, molecular function: GTPase activator activity. Gene Ontology annotation, cellular component: cytoplasm. The transcript has 13 exons. The record is from RefSeq and is a predicted model, not a curated record. Lineage: Eukaryota; Metazoa; Chordata; Mammalia; Carnivora; Ursidae.